UUUGCCUCCAGUCGUUGCUUUGUUUUGUUGCUAUGACAUCACAAACGAAAUGCCAAGGUUAGAGAAGUCACGUGAUCAAGCGGCAAUGGCCGGCACAAAGAGUCUUGGCGAAUGUGCUUGAAGGAAUCGACCUAAUAAUGUAGUUUCUUUUGAAGCUGAUUCGUCAUUUUAUCGAUAUACAGAUGUCUUUGGCAAUGCAUCGGACUUCCCUAGCUUCUCCGACUGGUGCUAUGAAACCGAGCCGUAUAUUUGGAUCUAGUUCAGUUGGUACAAGUUUAUCGUCGACUUACGGUAGUUCAACAAGGAUACCAAAACAAGCGCAUUCCUCCAGUUAUCGGCGUUUGCAUCCUGGGCCUGGUCCUCUGCCUCAUUUCAGCCAUCAAAAAUCUUAUGGUACGGACUCCACGACAACGUGGAGAAAAACUUCAAACGACUCUGGUUAUGCCAGUUCAGGUAGAAACAGUUAUACACAUGAAGAUUUGAAGAGUGGUCCUCUGCCGAAUAAACCUCAUAUUCUGGACAAAUCCGGCACACAUACCAGAGAGAUAAACUAUGUUGCUGCUUCAAGGGUCACACCGGCUGGUCAUUUCAGCCAUCAAAAAUCUUAUGGUACGGACUCCACGACAACGCGGAGAAAAACUUCAAAUGACUGUGGCUAUGCCAGUUCAAGUGGAAACAGUUAUACUUAUGGAGAUUUGAGGAGUGGUAAGAUGAAAUCACUCUCACAGCUGAAUUCUCAGUGGAACAAAGCAAGCGAUUUAUCAAGAUCUCCUCCAAACAGAUCAAGAAUGGAAUCGUCUAUGGAUGGGGUUAGCUCCCGAACAGGGCAUUCGUACACUCAGAAUCAUGUAGGAACCAAGGCAACGCUAAAUGGCGGUAGCAAUACAAAAAGUAGUAGUAGAGGUAUUUAUCGAUCGACAACUCGUCUGGACUACAAAGAUCCAAAGGAAGAUAGAAAGUCGCUGCACAAUGGUAGGCAAUCUCAUUCCUCGCACCUCAUUCCUCAUUCCUUAUCCAACGCUGAUACAAUCUCAGGAAAAGAAAAUUACAGUGUCAGAGAUGCAGACAAAACUCGCAAAGCUACCAUGACUGCUUUACCUGGGUCAGAUAUGAAGUGUGCUGGAAAUUCGUCCUUCAAUUCUUCGAACUCUUCCCCUUCCAAUUCGAUGACUAUGGAUGGCAAAUAUGUGGAAGACUUGUUGGAACCUCUGAAGAGUUCCUUUCAGGAGAUUCUGAUUACACAGCCGAAGGGGAAGCUAAAUGUCUCAACUGAAGGAUUGUAUGGGAAUGCUUAUUCUCUGGUGCUUCACAAGCAUGGAGAGAUGUUAUACUCUGGACUCCAGGAAGUUGUCACAGGACAUCUGGUAGAAAAGGUAUACCACGAUGUAAUGCUUUCACACGAUGACGAUUUCCUGGACACACUAAAUACUGCCUGGAGUAGAUAUCAGGAAUCGAUGAAGAACAUUAGUGUUAUCCUUUCCUACAUG
Orbicella faveolata is the source of this 1487-nucleotide messenger RNA. RefSeq lists its product as uncharacterized. Lineage: Eukaryota; Metazoa; Cnidaria; Anthozoa; Scleractinia; Merulinidae. The record is from RefSeq and is a predicted model, not a curated record.